AUGGAAAUUUCAGGCGUCCCUGUCUCUGACUGGUCCGCUCACAUCGGCCUGAGAUUCACCUACAGAUACAACACCACGGUCAGCAGCAGCCUGCACAGAGCGAGUGCCGGGAGAAAUGCACUUGCCUUCGACUGCCUCGUUGAUAUAGACGUGGUCUCCAAAUGUCAUCUAAUGAUGCAGAUCAGAAACCCACAGAUCAAGCCACUUCCCUCUCAAAGAGACUCAGUGCACAGUCUGAAGAGCAUACGGGAGUCGUUGGAGAGAGCGCGCCUCAAGUUCUCCCUCUGGGGGGGCAGGGUCACGGCCCUCUGUCUGCAGGAGGGGGAGCAGGUGUGGGGCAUCAACAUUCAAAGAGCCAUUCUGAGCAUGCUCCAGACUGCAGUGCGAGCCGCGCCGUACUCGGUGAAAAACGAGACUGAUGUACACGGGACAUGCAGAAGCAGGUACGAGAGGAGAGGAUCGAUCGUUCUAAAGACCCGGGACUUAAACCAGUGCCACCGGUCCAGACGGGAAAAGCUGUGGCCUCACUCCGUUGCAGUUUCUGACGAGACGGCUCUGCGGGCGGAGCAGCAGUGUGUCCAGCGGCACGGCGCCGCAGUGAUGCAGGAGGUGAACUGUACCGAAACUGUCACCGCGGCGAUGUCCGAAAACCCAGGGGUCAGAACCCAAACUGUGUCCUCUCUGGUCCUGCUCAGAACUCAGCCGGGAGCCACAGCGCCACCAUCAGGCUUUGUGGAGCUCACAGACCUGCAGUUUGAGGACGAGGGCUCCAGAGGAAACAUGGCUUCUGCUCCAGAGGCGGCUCAUAGGGUCCGGACCUUAUGUGGCCUCAGUGAUCAACAGCUGAUAUCACAAACGCUGCUUGAGCUUGUUUUCCAGCUGCGAGAGCUGCCUCUGUCUCAGCUGAAACUGCUCUGGCAAGAAGCGUCUUUCAAAUGUCAAAAUGUUUGGCAGCCGCUGUUGGACGCUUUGUCAUCGUGUGGCUCUGAAAAUUGUGUCGUGCUGCUGACGGAGCUGAUGAAGAGCGGAGAGCUGGAGGAGGAACAGUCACAGGCCAUUCUCGCCUCUUUACCCAGAACUCCUCAUCCGACUGCACAGAUGAUAGACUCAAUCAAUGCUCUACUGGAAAUCCCAGAGUUUCGUCUCAACGCUAUGUUGGUGGCUUCAUCUUUGGUCCAUCAGCUUUGUCGAACGUCACGCUCUCCCUGCACUGAAAUGUCUUCUGUGAAAUCAUUCUUGCUUGUUCUUGUGGAGACAUUGGAAAGGAGCUGUGACGAAGUACAACAUAUUCAAGUAAAAGAGCUCCUCUAUGCUUUAAAAUCAGUUGGAAAUGCCGGUGUCCCUGCUCCAUCGCUCAUUUCUCUGUUAAGUCUCUGUGCGCUCAGUGAGUCUGCGCCUGUGGAAGUGAGACUCGCUGCUGUUCAGGCCUUCAGACGGAUGCCCUGCUCCCAAAAUAGGUCUGUGCUGUUGCAGCUGUACACUGCGUCCCAGGAGGAUCCCGAGGUCAGGAUCGCUGCAUACCAACAGCUCCUGCUCUGCCCAAGCCGAAACCUGUUCACCACAGUCCGGGACCUCCUCAGGAACGAGACCUCCAGCCAAGUGGGUUCAUAUAUAUGGAGCCACCUGUCCAGUGUCCUGAGGAGCGAGGACCCCUUCAAGCAGAGUCUGUCGGAGUUAUUCCCAGAUGACAUCAUCAGCAAAGACUUCGAUGGAGAGUUUUUAAAAUACUCCUCUUACUCUGAUCACACUUUUGACUCAGAUAUGGGAAUUACAAAUGUGGAAACAUCAGUGGUUUUCUCUCCCAAAUCAUUUAUUCCAAGUUCAGUCUCUGCUAAUCUCACUGUUUAUUUUAACGGCAGAGCCAGCAACCUUCUUCAAGUCGACCUUCGUGUAGAAAAUGCUGAACCGUUCUUCAAAAACAUUUUUGGUCAUGACGCUUCCGAGUCAAAUCCCAGUCAAAGACCAGACAAAGUAAGAGAGACUAAAAGCACACGGAGAAAAGAGGAAGACAGAGAGAGUGAUAAAGAAACAUGUUUGUCUGGAGCAGAAAGUUAUCUGAGAAAAGCCGGUGCUCUGCUUUUUAGGAGGACAACAAUGAAGAAAAAACAGCCUAAAUGUUGGCUGAGUAUAAAGAUAUUUGGAAAUGAAGUCAGUGUCUUUUCUUGUGAAGACAUCUACAAUGAAAUGAACAGUUUCUUUUUGAGCAUGGCUGAACUCGCCAUCAAGCUGCUCAAGGGUCAGGAGGUGCAGCUGGGCCACAGGGCAGUGCUGCUGACAGAGGAGCUGGUGCUGCCCUCUCUGUCCGGGCUGCCGCUCAAACUGUCCGUCAACAUGACAUCACUGCUGUCUGUGCGUCUGAAGGGCAGCGCUCACUACAGAGACCCCUCGCAUUUCUCCCUCAACGGAUACAUCAAACCCAAUGCCCGUGUGGCUCUGGUGGCCCGGAUGGGAGUGGACAGUGCUGUGGGACAGGCUGCAGUGGAGUGGGACGCUGAGCUGAGGAGUGCUCUGAGUUUGGAUGGAAGUGUCCAACUACAGGAAGGACAGGACCUCAGAGUGAUGCUGAACACCCCCGAGGACGCCAUGGACAUCAUCUCCUUCAGCUCCUACGUGUUUGAACUCAUCAGAGACAACAGAGAGGAAAUAAAAGGCUCUAAAAAUCGCGUCCAGAAGACCAUAUGCACACCAAAGACUUUGUCAAAGCUGGUGGGCUGGCAGUUGUGCUCAAACACGUCCCACCCCGCUCUGUCUCUGCCCCCAUCCGGACCCUCGCACUUCUCUUUGCGGCUGCUCAAACUCGACAAGGGGCUUCACUACUAUCUGCUCGAGGCUGCGUACUCCGUGCUUACACAGAGGGGCAGUUGGACCCCCACUGAGGCGUCCUUACACCUCCUUUUGGCCACGCCUCAGUCCUCUGUGCCCAGGGACAUGUCUCUGGACUUGGCUUUCAGUCCCAGCAGAGUUCUGCUGAGGUUCAGUCACCCACAGAAAACCAUCAUCUUACAGGGACAAAUGAAACAGAACAAGAACGUCCGGUCGUCAAAAGUGGAGAUCUCUAUUGAUGGUGCACAUUUUUAUAUCAUGGGUUUGAUUAAUAAACAGACUAUAGCAGCAGAGCAGAGGACCAACUAUCACCUUGAAGCCAAACUGUCCAACACUGGAGGUCCCAUGAUCCUCUCUGCUAAUGUCACUCGUGGUCUGGGCAGGAAGACCAGUGUUUCAGCAUCAGUUAAAAAUGUUUUCAGAGAAACGGCCUUGCUGUCAGUGACUCUGGAGCGCAGGCGGGACUCCAGCAGCAAACAGCUCUCUGUGGAAGGGGAGCUGCUGCUGCCCGGUCUGUUGGGGGGCAGGAUGCUGGGGCUCAUGGAGCAGAAGGCCUCCCUCUGGAGCUCCGCCCUCAGGCUCAAGUAUGGACUGGGAGGGGACGCCCGGCACCUGCAGCAAGAGUGUUUCACGUCUCAGAGGCUGAAGAGUGAGAGAGACUCAAAUCACACCUAUAUCAUGAGAGCAGACCAUGAAUUUUACUGUUCCAACACGGCUGCCAUUAACCACAAGGUUCAAGUGCGACAUGAGGAGAGUCCAAGCCUGUUCCAAUCACAUCUGGAUUUAAGUUACGGAAAACACUGGGACGAGAUCAACAACAAACAAAAGCUGAUCCUGAGCCAGAUGUUUAAAAACCAGUCGACCCAAAACCACACCAGUUACACUCUGGAGUUCAGUCUGCAGGCGCCGGAGAAGAACUUACACUACAGAACGCAGCUGCUUCAUUCUCAUCUGAUGCAUGCUGGGUCAGAGAGCAGCUCUCACCUCAAAAUACACUACAACAACCUCACACCACUGGUGGCUGGGCUGCACUGGAAAGGGUCUCCACACAACGCUCCUCAGAAGAAGUGGGAAGGCACUUUUAACAUGGACACUCCCUGGGUGUACAUCUACACUUCUCACAAGCUGAGCCGGCAGCAGCCCCACACGCUGCAGUUCACCUCAGAACUCUCCUGCAGGAAAUGGCUGAGCGUCCGACACCUGCUGCUGGAGGCUUUGUACCGACAGCGGGGGCGGGAGACUGAGGCAUGGGUUCAUGUGCACUCUCCGGACGUCACAUAUCUACAGACUGGAGGAUGGGUGCUGACAGGAAAGAAGAGUGUGAAGGCGUCCUGCUCCUUCAAGUCUUUGUGGACCUCUCCCCUGGGCGGGGCGCUCUCUCUGGAGACCUCUAAAUUCAGCCACACCCUGGAGAUAACUUCCAGCUACGGCACACACAACGCCAAUGUGACAGCUGCCCUGAACUCUGCUGACAAGAAAUUAAAAAGGAGGCAAGCUUUACUUAAGAUGUCCUUCUGUGAGCUCCAAGGGCAUCCCAUAGAGUUUAUGUUGGAAGGAGAAGUGGAGGAGCUGAAGAAGGACAAAAAGAUAUUUCAGAAAAUAGCAAAGCUUCAGCUCCGGCAGCCCUUUCAGGUCUUUGUCAAUAGCCUCCUUCUCCAGGAGACGUUUACAGUGGACACCCUCAAAGGGCUCUAUGUUUUAGAAUCCAAAGCCACAGUUAGUGGGAACGAGGUGCGCCACACUCUCACCAUCGGCCACCAACCCCCCAAACCUUUUCUUUGUUCCACACUGAUUCAUCCUUUCAACACCAUUAUUCUUCCAUCUGAAUCAGAAAUGUGUUUACAUUUAUUUACUAAUCAGACACAGAAACGCAUUUAUGGUGUAUUACGCACUGAUGGAAAAGACAAACUUUCUUUUUAUGGACAAGUUAAUUUAAAACAUUUAGACUCACCACUCAUAGGAAUUGAAGUUAACGCAAACUUUAGUCAUCAGCUACAGCUGCAGCUCCCCUCCGCCGCUGUAGUGGAGGCCGAUGUAUGUUGGGCAAUUAAAAACAACACAGGCUUUGAUUACAAGGCCAAAGGGAAACUAAAAAUUGAACGACAAGAGUGUCUGGUCGGUAUUCAACUUAAUGGUACAUCAAGCAGAAUUGAUGUAUUUUCCUCCUUGAGUCAUCCUUUUAAGUCAAAGAUCCCUAAGGUGUUGGAGGCCAGAGCCGCCGCACACAUUUUUACAGGCUCUGGAGGAGGCCGCACUACAGUUCGUUUGAGGGCGGAAGGGAAAGACAAGAUGACAAUGGACGCGCAGGUGUUCCACACUUUACAAAGAGCAGAGAAAUCAGUGGGCCUCAAAAUAAACCUGCACCAGAGUCUGCUUCCAACAACAAAAGACCUGUUUAUGGAUAUAGUGUCAGGAGACCUGAGCCACAACUUAAGAAAUCUGCAUUUUCUGCCGAUUGCUGUGGCGUUGUAUGGCACACUGAAAAAGACUGACAACCUCAUGGAUGGACUGCUGAGGGUGAAAGUAUCAGAUGCCUUUUACCGAGUGGAGCUUAGACACCAAAAGAGUGACGCAAGGGAGGAAGUGUUAAACAAACCGGGAGGCUCUCACCCGAAGCCUAACAGUCUCAGGGUUGCCAUUAAGCAGCAGUGCAAAAGUGGGGUGGAGGCAGGACGACGCACUAAUAUCAGCUCUGUUUUAUCAUCACUGUCGCUGUGGCACCAGAUUAAGAUGUUACAAGGUGUAGUACCGACAGAAAUGCAGAUGAACUGCACAGGGGAUGUCAUCACUGAUCGCUUCUCUGUCCGAUGCUCUGCAGAUGUAGCGGGUCGUCCUGUUGGGACUGUCCUUCCUCACACGUCACUCAACCUGUCCGUGUCUCGCUCUUGUUGCUCUGCGGUGGGCUCCAUCCUUGUCAGCUCCAGAGACUCAGGCAGCGGUAACUUCACAGCGUCGCUACAAUGGAAGCCCACCCUCGGGUUUAAGACCUCAGUGCUGCAGUCUUGGGACGUCCUGCAGACUUUGGGGUUUCCUGGUCACGGAGAGCUCACCCUGAACCACUCUCCUGAUUCCCCGGGGAUUGAAGUGGGACUGGAGCUGGGAAACUGUCACAUCAGAGGACAUUUGGAGAAGACUUUGGAGAAGUUUACGGCUAAUGCUACUAGCUAUUGUCCGGCACUACAACACAGCCUCUUGCCGGUGUCACUGGUUGUUAGCACUCUUGUGUCCGGUGUCCCGUGUCGGUUGACCCUCUCGUCAUCUCUGUGGGCAGAUGGACAGGACUUGAGCGUUGACCUGCUGCAGUCCUGUUCUCCUUCACAUAUAUCUGCUUCUCUCAGUCACUCCUUCACAGAGCUGAGGAGGAGAGGGCUGCCCCAGGACCUCACUGUAGAGGCCACCAUGCCCUGGGGUCCCCAAAAUUCAGGGGCCCUCCUCAUUAAAGCAGGGUCAUGUCACCUUAAAGCCAGCGGGGUCAAACAGGACAAUGAGAAGACUGGGUGGAUGUGGGCUGUGGAGUCUGACUGCCCUUCGUUAAAGACACAUGUAAAUGGGUCAGUGUGGAGGGAUCCUCACGGGAUCUGGGCAGCCUUUGUGGAAAAUAGUCUGGAUGGAAAACGGGGUCUCCUGCACAUACAUGCAAGGGUCUGGCCUGAGCUGCAUCUUGAGAGUGAACUCAGUCAUGACCUUCCUGCUUUUAAACAUGUCCCAAAACGCCUCAGCCUGAGAGUGACCAGUCUGAGCCGACCACAGCCGUACAAUGUGCAGGGCGUGCUGCAGGUGGACGACUGUGUGUUAGAGGCUAAAGGAGAGACACAAGGCCUCCACUCACAGCUGCUCUACAGCCACAAUUGCACAGAGAAAUGGGGGAGCCCUCACAGUAUUCACGCAUCAGGGGCUUUGGUCGUUUCCGCUGCGAUGACCAAAUCUCACGUAUUCUUGGUCGUAGAUGACAGGGAGCUACAGGCUACAGCGACGCUCAGAAAUAAUAAGAACAAAAACGAAGUGACUCUUCUGCUUAACCACUGCAUUCCCCUUUUGGAAAAUAUGGGUUUUCCACUAAAUGCCUCAACAACAAUGCAUUCUGAGAAUCAAGGAAAUAAUACUUUAAGUUAUGUUUUUCAAAGUAGAGUGGGAACAGCAAAGUUUCACCAAGAGUUGUCAGUGGUUAAGAUGUUUGAAGGAGUGCGAGUGCGGAGCAGCUGCAGACACACUGUCGAUGCUCUGAGGAGUCUGGGGGUCCCCAGUAACAGCAGUAUUCAGGUGGACGUCCGAUCUGGUGAAGGGAAGGGACUGAUGCUUCAAUCCUGGGUUGACAAUAAAAAUGCUGGAAUAAACCUCAAAUGGAAAUGUUUGUAUUUGGUUAACGAGCUUAAAGCUAGUGUGUGGCACAGUUGGUCCUGGUUAAAAGACAAAGGCGUGCCUGUCAUCACAGAGGGCUUGAUGACAAUUUAUGGAUACUUCCCUCAGCUUCAAUCAAAAGGUCAGCUCAGAAUAGACGGGCACAGACUUUUCUCCUCUGGCCUCAAUGUCAGUGCAGCUUCAGGGCGUUUCACUGCCUCUAUUUCCUAUGUUCCACAAACAUUAAACCAAACACCUCCACACAGACUUGCUGCUACUGUGGCAGCUCAACUCAAAGGCCUUGUACGCAGUGCUUCUGUAGAUGUCCACUCUCACGCCUGGAGGAUGCUGAUGAUGGGGGAUGCUGGAGGUUGGGGUGGGACCAGAGGAUCCAAAGAGGCACGGGUCACUGUGAGACACACCAUUCAUAGCCGGAGAAGCCCUGUGUUUCAGAUAGAAGCGUGGGGGCGACUGACCGAGUCCCAGCUCCGAUGCUCCAUGGCACUGAAUCCUGAACUCAGCUCCUCCUUGGCUCUAAUUCUUCAGGGACACCAGCUACCUCACAGUAAAGACCUGAUGCUGAAAGUUGUCCAGAAGAUCCCCAGGCUGCAGAUGUACUUGCCAUCUCACCUCAGUGUCCAAACACAGGUGAACCAGUCCCAGGCGGGUGUAUCGAGUUUACUGGAGGUGUCAUCGGGUCGUAAGCACUUGUGGGCCUUGGGAGAAGUGGUUACCACUAAGAGUGGAUACAGACAGGGUUUAGAGCUGAAGCACUCUUACCCUAAGUUAAAGCCACUGCCCAGGAUGGUAACUAUAAGGACUGUGUAUGAAAGGAGAGACUGGAGCUGCCAGGUUCAGCAUGAAGCAUUGUGGGGAAACCAGGAGGUCUCCCUGAGUGGACUCUACUCUGCUCCUCCAUUGCUGCACAUGGGGAAUCACACAAUAAAGGUACACAUCAGCACUGCUCCUCGUUGGAGUAACCUGGAUUUGAAUUUGGAGCGUUUUCCUCAAGGACGCACGGACAGCCUUUCACUGGAAUGGAUGAGACAUGGUCAACCUGAACAGCUCCAGAUGCUGAGUUUGUGGAGAAGGUCAGAGGAGUUGAAUGAGACCAAGCUGGAGCUAAAGCAACCUUUUAUGAUAAAACAUAGUCAUCUUUCUCUGUCCUCUGUGUCUCAGAGCUCUGAGAGACAGCACCGCAGCAGCCAGAAGACUCUCUUCAUGUGGAAUGGUGCUGUCAAUUUAUCUCUGGACCUUAACAGAGAGCAACAGUACAACUCCAGCAGGGGGCAGGCAUGUGUUGUGUUUUCCUCACAACAGGCGUCUCUAUCGCCUGUCAAAGGCUGCUUGUCUGCAGUUCAAGAGGAUAAUUCAUAUUCUCAGAAUGCAGAGUUCAGGUGGAGCAACAGGAGUGUUAAGCAAGGCUUGAAGUAUCAGAGGGGCCAGCGAGGAUUGCAUAGUGUUCAGGUGAACAUUUGGCUGGACAGGGUUUCUCCUCCUCCCUGUUUGUCUCACUCUCUCUUGUUCAAACUACAAACCAAUCUCAGAGACAGACUGGAUCACACCCUGUUACUGGGCAUCUGUCCAUCUCAACCUGGCUUGUCGUGGUCUGGUUCUCACAGAGUGUCUUCUGGAGAUGAGUUAUUCUACAGUCAGUCUCGUUUAUCACUGACACAGCGCCCUCAUCAGUGCAGUGUGACAGUCGCUCUCGCCAACUCCUCUUCAACACAAAAAACCAACAUAUCGUUGUUUUCUGAGUUUCGGUUUGGGAACUGGUCCAUUGACGUGGGGGGCUCUGUUCUCACUUGGAGCAGAGGGUCUGGCAUCAUGCUACAAGCCCAACUGGACAGAAGAGAGAAGCUGUGGCUUAAUAGCACUCUGUCAGGAAGAUGUCUUCAGACUACAGCGGGUUUCAUUCAUGGUCCAGGGCAAAGUGAAGACAUCCGUGUACAAGCAUGCACUGGGAAAGAUCACAGCAUAAAUGUAAACAUUGAGGCCAAAGAUAGCGAUAAUGAAGCUCAACCUCUCACUCGUGUUUCUGUUGGGACAGUCAACCAAAAAUUAUCUCUUAAAGCAUGCGCUUGUUUGGAGAGUCUAAUCUCAGUGGAGUCACAAGUUCAGUAUUGGGGUUCACAAAUCAGAGGCAAGCUACUGGAGAAAGUCAAAACAUUGCAGCAUCUUCUGAAUGAAUUCCGACAACAGUCCAGGGACAGUGAGUUUGUCCAGGGAGUCAGUACACUGCCCUCUGAUGCACUGCGAGGUCUGGAGCUGCUGCUGUCAGUGAAGCAGGCCGACCGAGGGCUGAUGGGUCAGUGGCAGAAGAGCUCAGCUCGUCGUUUCCUCACAGAAGACCUGCCACAGUUCCUCAGUCUGCUGCAGCACGCCUCUCUGCUCGGACAACAGGAGCUGCGCCGGCCGCUUGCCACACUGGCCGGCGUGUACCAGGAUGUGAAAGGGCAAAGGCUGGAGGCCCUGUGGCGGGAGGCAGUGUCGGUGUGGACGGAGACUGUGGGGGAGGUGGUCCCAGUAGACAGCCCUCAGCUUCUUCCCAUCGUUCAGCUUGGCAUCACUGGACUUCAUAUCAGUUUAGAAGUGGCAGGUCAGCAGUCGUACCAGUGGCUGGAGAACAGACUGGCAUUGGCUUUGUCUGGAGUCAGGAAACGACUCGCCUCAGUCUACAAAUUCAGCCCCAGGGAGUGCUCAGUGUCCAUGUCCAUGCCACUGCCGAAGCUGCACUGGCCCGGGACAAAUGAGGCUGAACUGGUGCAAGCUGUCCUGGAGGAGUGGCUCUUGAAACCCCUGCAAUCCUUGGCCUCUAUCAGACCUACUGCUGAGUUAUAUCGCCUCAAGAGGAAAAUAAUGGACAGCCCUUUCCUCUACCAAGCCCUUGUGGUGUCCGACCAGUUUGUGGUCACGUUUGAUAAUCAUAUUUUUGAGUUGCCACGUUCCUGUCCUCUACUCUUAGCGCGCGGUGUCAGUGUUGAUGCCCUGUUCACACUCAUGUUAAACCCAAACCCAAAAUCCUUUCUCCUGAUUGAAAUGAAUAACAAUAACAUCUCUAUUCAACUCAAUGGACAGGUGAAGGUGAACUGCAACACUCUUGGGACAAACACAUUCUUUGGUGACGGUGUAUCGGUCAAACGAACAGCAAAGGUCAUUGAGGUGUCCAAUCAGGAUGGUGUAUCUUUGUCGUGCGAUAUGUCGACCGCGGUGUGCAGUUUAACUUUGGAUGGGUGGCUGCAUGGCAUAAGCACGGGUCUCAUGGGAACCAAUGACAACGAAGCAGGAAAUGACUUUAUUUUCCCGAAUAGAGCUUAUACUAACAAUCACAAGAACUUUCUAUCUAGUUGGAAGCUCACGCCAGAAUGCGGUGAAACUACGGUUAAAAAUGAGACAUUUUUGAGGAGCGCGAUGAGCUGCACCUCUCUGUUCUCAUCCCUGGACUCACCGCUCAGCUCCUGUUUCAGGGUGGUGGAUCCCAGUAGGUUUUUGUCUGUGUGCAAGAGGAGUCCACACCGAGACGCACCGUGCCAUCUUGCAUCUUCCUUCUCGCACGUAUGUCAGCAGAACUACGUCCCGCUGGAGACGCCCGGCCAGUGCAGAAAAGUGUGA
Molecule: messenger RNA, 10773 nt
Organism: Knipowitschia caucasica
Lineage: Eukaryota; Metazoa; Chordata; Actinopteri; Gobiiformes; Gobiidae
Source: the annotation of a GenBank genome assembly